Dermochelys coriacea (leatherback sea turtle) is the source of this 2203-nucleotide messenger RNA. RefSeq names its product sterile alpha motif domain containing 14 (gene SAMD14). Gene Ontology annotation, molecular function: actin filament binding. The record is from RefSeq and is a predicted model, not a curated record. The transcript has 10 exons. Gene Ontology annotation, biological process: actin filament organization; neuron projection development; calcium-mediated signaling. Gene Ontology annotation, cellular component: postsynaptic density; cytoplasm; dendrite. Bases 270 to 1523 code for a protein of 417 amino acids. NCBI's taxonomy places the organism in Eukaryota, Metazoa, Chordata, Testudines, Dermochelyidae.
AUCCCAGCCUGGAGAAGCCAGAGGUCAGUAUGAAAUUUCUCUCUGCAGAACCUCCUCCUUGCAGACCUCUCAGGAUGCUCCCGCUGCUUCCUUUAUCCUCCCCGCUCCCUCCUUGAAAGCUUGUUGGAUCCAAAUAAGAGGGGGCCUGGGGGGAGGGGGGGAGAAAGGGGAAGGGGCGUGGGGGGAGCCACAAGAGACGCCUCUGGAUCCCGGCAUGGAGGCAAUAGGACGCUGCUGAGGAUGCCAGGGUCCCCUCGAGCUGCCCUGCCAUGUCGUCCUCCAGACGCCAAGACACGGACGAGGUUUUCGAGACCCAGAGGCUGGACAGCAGUUUGCAGAAGGCCCGAGCCCAGCUGUCGGCCAAGGGUAGGCGGCACCGCCCAUCCCGGUCCCGCUUGAGAGACAGCGUCAGCUCGGCGGAAGGGGACGAGAGCCUGGAGAGGAAGGUGGCUGAUAAAUCUAGCAGCCCACGGCACCGUAUGAGAUCCCCGCUGCACGCCACCCUGCAGGUCUCCUCUCCCCUCUCCGGCUCCUCCCCCUUCCUCCGUGCCACCGAGUUCUCCUUCGACGCCUCCGUGGUCAGGCGGACGCAGGAGGAGGACGAGCAGCCUUCGUCCCCGCUGAUCCGCUACCGGCCCUUGACCAACGCUUCCUCCCAGGAGGCCUUGGGAUGCACCCCCACCAGCUCGCCCCCCAAGUCCUGCCACAGCUCAGACAGCUCGCCCAUCUACACCCGGAGGGAUCGCCGGGCAGAGCGGCACAGCGAAGAUGAUACAAGCCCGCCAGAGCCCGCCAGCCCCACCAUUGGGCUUGACAAGAAGACCCGGAGGAAGUUCCUGGAUUUGGGGGUGACCCUGAGACGAGCCUCUUCCAGCAAAAGCAGGAAAGAGAAGGGGAGCAACCGGUUGUCCAUGGGCAGCAGGGAGCUGGUGGAGGGCUCCAGCCGCUCGUCCGUGUCCCCGUUCAUGCCCUUCUCCUGGUUCACGGACAGUGGGAAGGGCUCAGCCUCGUCCGGCAGCACCAUCUCCCCGACCCGCUCGCCCAAGAGGGAGGGCUUAAGCCCCAAGAAAUCUGCCUCCCAGGAAUCCACCCUGAGCGACGACUGCACCCCACCCAGCAGCAGCCCCAAGACACUGAGCAGAGGCGCCAGCGAGACAAAAUGCUCCUACCCUUACCACACCCUGUCCCAGUCCUCCGACGAGUUCCUGGAUGAGCCCGUCAGCGCUGCCACCAGCUGGAGCAGCCAGCAAGUGGGCCAGUGGCUGGAGAGCCUGAACCUGGAGCAGUAUGUGGGCGAGUUCGUGGCCCGCGAGGUGGACGGCCAGCAGCUGCUGCACCUGGAUGGAGCGAAGCUGAAGGCCCUGGGCGUCAGCAGCUCCACUGACCGGGCCCUGCUGAAGCGGAAGCUGAAGGACCUGAGCGUGGCGGUGGAGAAGGAGCGGAAAGCCCAGGAGAAGGUGGAGAAGCAGAGGGAGAAGCAGAAACAGAAGAAGAAAGAGCAGGAGCAGCAACGGCGGAGUUAGGGAGGGCGAGUUGGCACACGGCUCCCGGCGCGGGGAGGGACAGAAGGAGACCGCCCCUGCCCAGGCGAGGGGGAAUCAGGGGCGCGUGGACCGGGAGAGACACUGGACCCCAUAGGGGUUUAGCCUAGGUGCCAGUCUUUGGCUUGGGGCGGCACCACCACGGAGCCCGGACCUUCCAGCGGCCUCCUGGAUCCCUGCUGGCCCCAGUAGACAAGCAAAGCCCUCCCCCACUCUGCCCAUCCACGCCGCUGCGCACGGGGCUCCUGGCACUGCUGGGCUUGGCCCCACAGUUGGCGCGGCUUUCCCCUCCUGGCUUCCCCGCUGACCUCCGUCUGCUCCCGAUCGGUUCCAGUCACCAAGACGCCUUCCUGCUCCAUGCUGAUCGGCUGUCCUACCUCACCGGCCCCGUUGCCAUUAGCCCAUUGGCACCACUGCUGCUCCCCACUCACUCCCGAAAACGACGGCUCGGCCCCAACUGGCCCGCAGGAUGAAGAUAGUGCAUGGCGUUACCCCUCCCCCCACCCACGAGCGAUCCUGGGUUGCGCUCAGGGGCCCCGGGCACCCUCCAGGGGCCAGGAUCGACACAGCCCGGACUAGCAGGGCCCGGCCUAUUUACUCCGAGAGCACACACACCGACCCAGGGAGAAACCACGAAGGAAAUAAAACCGAUUGCAACCAGC